Molecule: messenger RNA, 1215 nt
Organism: Belonocnema kinseyi
Lineage: Eukaryota; Metazoa; Arthropoda; Insecta; Hymenoptera; Cynipidae
Exons: 5
Coding region: 449-1150 (233 amino acids)
Source: RefSeq, a predicted model, not a curated record
CGGCUCCACUUGCAAUUAAUUAUGAAGAGCUAAAGGCUCAAACUUUUAUUUGCGUUUCUAAUUAUACCACACCAAGUUUGAUUCAUAUCGAGCAAUAAUCGCUAUCGAGGAAGUUUUAAUUGCUGCUGAACCACUCAUGCAUUUCAAACCUUCUUGUGACAAAUUUAAUGAAACAACUUACCCAAACACUUCCAUAAACAUUCGAAUCAUAUGAGUUUUCUUUGUUUUGGUUGGUUGUUACUCUUGUCAAUGCGGACGAAAUAUGGAAGUGCAAGAAAUGUCAGAUAAUAUUUCGACUACAAAACGCUGAAUAGAUUUUUUACUUUUCCAUAUUUUACACUGCUUUUGAUAUUCAAGUCCAGAGUGCUACUUGGAAUGAAAUAGAGGACUUUUAACUACCCGGAGAAUAAAAAAAAGAGAUUAAAAUUAUUCUGAAAAUUCUGGGAAUAUGGGCGACGAGUGUAACGUUUUAAGUCAUAGAAUGGAGAAUAUAGAAAGUUUUGCUCAUAAGGACCUUAAGAAGAGUGAAAAAGAAUUACCCAACAAGAAACACGUACGAGAGACUCCUUCUGGAGAACCAGGCGAAGAUAAACUUCAAAAUCCGGAAGUUUUGCACACAGAAAAUAUUCCCCAGGUGGUGAUAGCGGAGGCAAUUUCUCAAGAACCAGAAGUGGGCAAUUUUUCCUAUAUGAGGACUAAAUUGCGACCGGAUGCUCCACCAUUUACACUAGAACGUGUCACUCCAAUUGGGGAUAUUUCAUACAGGGAACCGGAUGUUGAAGAAACUCGUUUUGUAAUUGUUGAUCUGAGGCCUCAAAUUGUUCAAUUGAUUCCGGAAAAGGAAGGACUUAUCGCAUCACAUUCUUUUAAAGAACCUAAGGAUCCUGCUCUGAAACCCUUCAGUCUUACAUCUACUCCACUUCUAAAUAAACAUGUCCCAAAAGUGACAGUGCCGGCAGUGGAAGAAGAAGGUGCCGUCAUAUCAAUUCCGACAAAUGAACCACCCACGGGCGAAGCGACGGCAAUGCCUUUCCCAAAUCAAUCUCGUAAUUUUGUGAUGAAUUUUUUGCUAAGAAAUAGGAUUCAAAUAGCCGUUAUAAUGGCCAGUUUGGUUAUUUGUGCUAUUCUUAUCGUUUACGUCGUGGUUUAGAUUAUUCGAGUUAAAUUUUAAGUCAUUAAGACUUUACUUGCAUAAAUGAUUAUUUAAUAAAAGAU